This is a messenger RNA of Varanus komodoensis (Komodo dragon), 1322 nucleotides long. Its product is annotated as synergin gamma-like. The record is from RefSeq and is a predicted model, not a curated record. Gene Ontology annotation, cellular component: clathrin coat of trans-Golgi network vesicle. Bases 55 to 636 code for a protein of 193 amino acids. The transcript has 6 exons. NCBI's taxonomy places the organism in Eukaryota, Metazoa, Chordata, Lepidosauria, Squamata, Varanidae.
UUGGGAGGAAGGCUGGGCAGCCACGUCUCAUGCACCGCCAGUGUGCUGUGGCAGAUGGAUCCUGAGACUGCCCGUCUCAUGCGAUGCCUGCAGCAGAUCCAUAAGGUGAUUGGGAAGGGCAGCGAGAUCUUCGCCAGCACCAGCCAGCCGUCCGUGUGCAAGGAGGUCCUGCUGUCGGCUCCGGGGACGGCGUAUAUCCUGGGGCUGUCAGAGGUGUACCGUGUCUCCAGGCGCCUGGAAGAGGGGAUGAAGGCUCGGAAACUAGCGAGUGAGCUGCUGCAACACACUUUGCGUGAAGUGGACAUGGCCUGGAAUAAUGUACUGUCCUUCCUUGUGCUUGGGCAGUCUGUGUUCCCACUGCUGAGGAGGGCUGGCUCAGCACUCAGCUUUGUCCUGUUGACUCUGCCUCAGACUUUGCAGGGCUGGGAGCCGUCGGCUGGAAGCGCUGGUUGCCCAUCAGUUCCUGGCCCUGCACCCAGUCAAGCCUGUGGGGUUUGUCUAACGGAGGUGAAGCAGCAGCCAGAGGCGCAUGCUGGAAACUCUGACCCAGUGAUGCACCAGGGUAGCUACUAUCACGCCGGCUGUGCCAAUUUCUGGCUGAACUGUGUGGAUUCCAUUCUGCCAAGAGAGACGUGACCCCUUUUCUUCUCCAAGCUUCAGAGUAAACUCCAGUCUUCUACAGGCUUCCUCUCCCCUCCCAGGAUCAGAAUUGCCUCACCCCUCGGACAGCGUGGCUGGGAAAUGCAGGCGUUGCCUCCUGAGCUAAAAAACCUCUUUGGAGAAGCUGAAGGCAACUAUGAGGAAACAGGCUUGGAUCUUUCCGUUUAUCAAACUGCUCUUAUUUUUACAGGAUAUUGUGGAAAGUACAUAAUGCAGCACACUUUUCAUAUAUUCGAAGAGUGCUUCCCCUUUUUUCAGGAUUGCUUUGCAAUAUUUUAAAAAAAACUCUGCAGGGGAAGAAGCAGGAGGCUCAACACACGAAGUCAGGGCUCUGUGGACAGUGGGAUCCUCUGCAGCCUUGCACAGAAGCAAGCCCCACUGUGCUCAACUGGCGUUAUUCCCAGGUGUGCAGGACAGGAUUGCAGUACGAGAGAGACCGGAGAGGACUCUGUUGGCAGGCAGUAUUCCAAUCAGUACUUUGGAGUAAUUUUACAGCCAGAAUCUUCUUUUGCUACACUACUCGAGUUGGAAAUAUGAUCAGGGUAGGGUGCUGAAGAAAACAGCAGGGUGUGAUUCAUUAAUGCAACCCCCCAGAAAUAGAAGCACCCUAAUAUGUUUAACUGAACACAUUUUAAUAAAAUAUAAGUGCCACGUGUCAUUCA